Pecten maximus is the source of this 1368-nucleotide messenger RNA. Its product is annotated as E3 ubiquitin-protein ligase RNF135-like. Gene Ontology annotation, cellular component: nucleoplasm; chromatin. Lineage: Eukaryota; Metazoa; Mollusca; Bivalvia; Pectinida; Pectinidae. Gene Ontology annotation, molecular function: ubiquitin-protein transferase activity. The transcript has 3 exons. The coding region runs from base 104 to 859 and encodes 251 amino acids. Gene Ontology annotation, biological process: positive regulation of DNA-templated transcription. The record is from RefSeq and is a predicted model, not a curated record.
ACAACAAGUUACUUUACUGUUGCUUGUAGGAGGGUUCAGUCGCGAUUUUUUUUCGGUUCUAGGUAAAGUUUUUAAUUUGUUUAAGAUUCCAUACGUUUUCGGAAUGGACUUGGACAAUCUGGAAAAUCAGAUUGGAAGUCACUUACUUCAACAAAUGAAAUGCUGCAUCUGUAUGGAGAUUUACAACGACCCCACUGCCUUGCCGUGUGGUCAUACGUUUUGUUACAACUGUCUCCUGGAUUUGGCCAAGCACAAGAAGAGACAGGUACAGCAUCCGUUCAUGCUGAUGGGAAUGACCGUACCGUGCCCGAACUGUCGAAGUGGUGUCCCCUACACGAAUCUCAUGACAAAAACUAACGGCGUCGUACCUAACUUCGCCCUCAUGUCCAUUAUCGAAUCGUAUCAACAAAUGCAACAGCCUCGUUCUCAGGUGGACGCUUCUACGAACACAGAAACCUUUGCGCUGACCGGCCAACGGAUCGACAAUAUCAGCUCUGAGUUAGAUUCUCUAAUGAUAGCUGCAAAAGCGAAAACUUCGAUACUUCAAGGAUGUAAGGACGAAAUAGAUUAUAUAAGGCUGCAAAACCAAAACAACAUGGAAAAUCAAAUGUCCUCACUCUCACAAAACAGUGGUUGCCAGACAAAUGAAUUUUACAACGAAUUAAAAUCAGCGUCCGGAAGUAGCCAUGAACUCGUAGCGCCACCACCCGGAUUUCCAGCACCACCAUUUUAUCAUAACGAUCCUGGUGCCAUCGAUCCUGCGAUUCUUUCGAUCGGAGGUAACCUGAGCUUUUAUCCGCCGCCAUUCCAAAUGAUUCCAUACAGCUCAGGACCCUGGCAGAUAAACCCGGAGUGCUGAUGUGCGAGAGACAACGAUUACUUUGGUGGAGGACUAGGGAGGGUGACAGGGACGGGAAGGGAGGGAACAUUUUGUCCAUCCGGAUAUUUUGCCUUCUCUCAUAUUUAUACAUAAGUAUGUAGGGAAUUAGAAGAUUAUAUACAAGGGUAUUCACAAAACAAGUCAUGUGUGUGUAAAGUUUUUUUCGAAUGGUUAGGAAAAAGUGACAGGUUUGAUACCGUGAAAUAUGGGGAAAGGCAAAAUAUUGGUUGGGCGACGAUGGUGGGUAAUAUAGGACUUGGGGUUGGGAAGUUGUACUCUGAAUUAAGGGCAAAAUAACCAUUUAAAAUCACGAAAUAUUACAGUUUUUUUUUAUUUUUUUCCUAAAAGAAGAUCUUAUUCUUUACACUUUUGUAUAAAUUUAUCGCCAUACACGAAUAUCGGCAUUUUACACCGCGUGUGUGAUAUCUACCAUGUACAGCAACACUAGAGUGACUCGUACUGUCUAUUUUAAUAAAUUAUCUACAAUC